Geosmithia morbida is the source of this 975-nucleotide messenger RNA. RefSeq names its product mitochondrial intermembrane space import and assembly protein 40. Gene Ontology annotation, molecular function: protein-disulfide reductase activity. Gene Ontology annotation, biological process: protein import into mitochondrial intermembrane space. The transcript has 3 exons. The record is from RefSeq and is a predicted model, not a curated record. The coding region runs from base 1 to 975 and encodes 324 amino acids. Gene Ontology annotation, cellular component: mitochondrial intermembrane space. Lineage: Eukaryota; Fungi; Ascomycota; Sordariomycetes; Hypocreales; Bionectriaceae.
AUGUUUCGUACCACAUUCCGCGCGGCCUCGAGGUCGACAGCUCUCCGAAGUCUGCGAGCUCAGCAGCCAGCAUCCUCCUUCCGUCGCUUCGCCUCGACCUCGUCUUCGCCGGCAAACAAGCCACGGACAUGGAAGGGCUCUGUCCUCCGUUGGGGAUUGGCCGGUGGAAUCCUGUACUACUACAGCACAAGCAACGUAUUUGCCGACGAUGCCGCCUCUCAAACUAUCGCACCGCCUCCAUCCUUUACAGACUCUGACCUCCCGACCGUUGACUCUCUCCUCGAGGAGAAGCGAAAGCUGGUGAAGGAGACGAGCGAAAAGGCCGCGCCCAAGCCUGCUGCCGAGACGAAGCAGAAGCAGCUGCCUCCUGCUGAGGCGCCAAAGACGGAAACCCCCGGUAUUGAGGGCUCUGGUGAUGUUGCCGCUGCCGCUGGUGUCCAGGCUCUCGAGGGAGAGGCGGACCAGCAGGGCGCUUUCAACCCCGAGACGGGAGAGAUCAAUUGGGACUGCCCGUGCCUUGGUGGCAUGGCCCACGGCCCUUGCGGGGAGGAUUUCAAGACGGCUUUCAGCUGCUUUGUCUACUCCGAGGCUGACCCCAAGGGAAUGGACUGCAUCGAAAAGUUCCAGGGCAUGCAAGACUGUUUUAGGAAGUAUCCUGAUAUCUACGGCGGAGAGCUGACCGAUGACGAUGGGUCGAGUGACGCACCCGCCCCCGCCCCCGCCUCUGACGCGCCCAUUGCCCUGGCUUCCGAUGCUUCUACUGCUCCCGCCACCACCACCGAGGCUAAGCCCGAGGCUGCCUUCCAGGCCCCUGCCGCUAAGCCCGAGACCCCCGAGGUCCGUCUUGACGCAACCCCCGUGGGUGGAUCUGCCGACGGCAAGAAGCACAGUGCCACGCCCAUUAAGGAGGGCAAGCCCAAGAUGUGGGUGGACGCUACUGCCGCCAACGAGGAUAAGAACAGGAUCAACCAGUGA